This is a messenger RNA of Exophiala viscosa, 540 nucleotides long. RefSeq lists its product as uncharacterized. The record is from RefSeq and is a predicted model, not a curated record. NCBI's taxonomy places the organism in Eukaryota, Fungi, Ascomycota, Eurotiomycetes, Chaetothyriales, Herpotrichiellaceae. The coding region runs from base 1 to 540 and encodes 179 amino acids. The transcript is spliced from 2 exons.
AUGCAACCAAUCUUGCGUCUGGCCAUCAGAGCACCCCGAGCUCCUAGACGUGUUCCCAUCCUAUCUUAUACCGCUCAACCACGACGAUUUGCACACCAAGACUAUGGCAGUAAACAAUCAGGCAUGGAGCAGGGCACGGACGAGAAGAACCCAAAGGUAGACCUCGAGCAUCCUGGUCCAGAAGCUCCUGCCAAAAAGGGCUCGUCGUCGUCGUCGCCGUCCUCAUCAUCAUCAUCCUCCUCCUCCUCCUCCUCCUCCUCCUCCUCCCCCUCCCCCUCGUCUUCGGAGACACAACAAUCAUCGAGCAGCUCUUCAGACGAAACCCACGGCGCGAGACCAGCAAUCCAUCGACCUAAGUCCGCCGCUGAAGAAGAUGACCCGGAGGUGAAGAAGCACAAUGAAGAUAUGGAGAACAGACAUGAGCGGUCGGUCAAUCAGUUGGGUGAGAAGGACAACAAGGUGAACAAGAACUUCUGGAAGGGCGAUGUCGGUCAGAAAGACACUGGCAAGUCCGACCAGAACAGUGCUGGCGGGCAAUGA